Molecule: messenger RNA, 1025 nt
Organism: Frieseomelitta varia
Lineage: Eukaryota; Metazoa; Arthropoda; Insecta; Hymenoptera; Apidae
Product: probable phospholipid hydroperoxide glutathione peroxidase
Exons: 6
Coding region: 189-767 (192 amino acids)
Biological process (GO): response to oxidative stress
Molecular function (GO): glutathione peroxidase activity
Source: RefSeq, a predicted model, not a curated record
GUACAUUGCGUUUGUAUGCGAGUAGAUAAACUCCAUAAAUUCGUAACCGACAAGUCAGUGUAAAGACAGAGCUCCUACAGUGCAGUUGUAUUUCUGGUUUUCCUCUCGCAACAUUUUAUAUUUGCACAUUAUUGGAACACAAUUGUGCGUCUUUAUCGACCCUUCCCCUACAUAUUGCAUAACGAAGAAUGAAUAUUUUAAAACUACUACUGCCGGUGGGCUUUGUUCAAAUCAGAAAUUUGUCAGUUGUGGCAGCGACCAUGAGUGGGAACGAGAAUUACAAAGAAGCAAAAUCGAUUUACGAUUUCACUGCUAAAUCCAUAAAGGGCGAAGAAGUUCCUCUAUCCAAGUAUGAAGGGCAUGUUUGCUUGAUCGUAAAUGUAGCAUCGAAAUGCGGCCUAACAGCCACAAAUUACAAGGAGCUGAAUCAAUUGUACGACGAGUACGCCGAAUCUAAAGGCUUACGAAUCUUGGCUUUUCCUUGUAAUCAAUUUAAUGGACAGGAACCAGGAGGUAGCGAAGAAAUAUGCAGUUUUGCCGAUCGGCAAAAGGUUAAAUUUGACCUGUUUGAAAAAAUUGACGUCAAUGGAGAUAAUGCCCAUCCUUUGUGGAAAUACAUGAAGAAAGAACAAGCAGGAUUUUUUGGUGAUUUCAUAAAAUGGAACUUCACGAAAUUCAUCGUGGACAAAGAGGGCAAAGUGGUGGAGCGCCAUAGUCCUACCGCAUCUCCACAAUCUUUGAGAAGCAACCUCGAAAAAUUCUUUUAAACAUUCUACUACUAUUAUCUAAUAGUAAAUAUUUUUAUUAGUAAUGUCACUCCUUGUAAUUAAUUGAUAUCGUUAACGAUGUUCAAUUACACACACACACUAGUCUUGUAGAAUAUCCCUACACAACACUAUAAACUUCUAGCUAGUUUUUUAUUCUAUAGAUAUUUUUAUUUUUACUUAUCGAAUAUUGCAUUUUCUAUCAAUGUUUUACACAUCGAAUUAACAAGUAAAUUGGUUGUAUCCACAAAACAAGAAAAA